UCUGAUCACGAGCCAGUGUAUGAUGCGACGCUGGAAAGAUCACCAGCCUGAAGAAGAGGCGCCUUUCCUCCCAUCACCACCAUUCUCCGUCUCUUUCGUACGUCCUGUCCAGAAGGCAGUGCGGUGGUAAGAUGGCGCUCGGCUCUGUGGCUUUCGGAGGUGGUGCCGGGCUUUCCCAGCUGUUCCUCAUCGCUAUAGCCCUUACUACGGGAGUGUUUAGUGAUGAAUUCAGCAUAUUGAGGGCUUCGCAGUCUGUCCACUUCCAAAAUGCAGGGCCUCUGCCCGGAGUCCGUAUUCCAGAUGUUGUGUCUUUGUCGAUGGGAUUUUCAGUCGAAGAGGAUCUUCCAUGGUCUGGACUUGCUGUUGGGAGCUUGUUUCACCGGCCACGUGCCAACUUUUUGGUAAUUGUGAGGGGCAUCGAACGGCUGGUUUUGCCUAAGAGUGGACUUUCGUACAUUGUUGAAAAUCCUGUCCCUUUCACUUUGGACAGUGUUUCAAAUUCUAUCCACUCAAUGUUCUCUGAAGAAGCACCAGUGAUCCUGCAGCUAACCCCCAGUGAAGAGAGACUAUACAUGGUUGGGAAGGCAAAUAGCAUUUUUGAAGAUCUACCUGUGACAUUACGACAGAUGAGAAACCGUUUGUACCAGGAUAACUCUGUUUUGAGUUUGUUGCCUUCUAAUUCUCUGAAUAAAAAUAAUGAGGUUGAUCUUUUGUUCUUUUCUGAACUGCAAGUUCUUCAUGAUAUUUCUGCAUUGCUAUCGGUUCACAAACAUUUGGCAAAAGACCAUUCACCUGACCUUUAUUCACUGGAGCUGGCAGGUCUGGAAGAGAUCAUAAAACAUUACGGACAGGACUCCCUGCAGUUUCGUGAUGCUGCAAAAAUUUUGGCUUCCGUCAUCCAGAAGUUUGCAGAUGAUGUGUUUUCUACUUAUAAUGAAAAUGCUUUGAUUGAGUUACUGACUGUGAAGAUGUUUGAAGCUCCUCUGAUAAGAAAAGCUCGCUCUAUCCUAGAGUCUCCAUCCAUAAGCAACCCAGGCAGUCCCUAUGGUUUGGCCUACAAAUAUAACUAUAACUAUGCCGUUGUGUUUAAUAUUGUCCUCUGGUUGAUGAUAGCCCUUGCUUUAUCUGUGAUCAUCAUUGCCUAUAACCUGUGGAACAUGGAUCCUGGUUAUGACAGUAUUAUCUAUAGAAUGACAAGUCAACGAAUUAAAAUGGAAUAAGUUACUUCAAAAUCCAAAAAGUCCUAACAGUGAAAAUGUAAAUUUCUAAAAUUCUAGGGAAAAAAACUGGAAACCAACACAAUUGGAAUUGUUUUUUCUUGGAGUAUUCCUUCAUAUUGAGUAAUAUGUACAAUAGUUUGUUAAAAUAUAAUUGUUAUAUGGUGGCUAUUUUCUGCAGCUCUGAUUAAAUUAGAUGGUCGUGAAUGAUCUUGACUAUUUUUCCAUUGUGAUGGUGGGAAGGAGGAAGAAGGGCAUACAGGUUGGAAGUAAAAUCAAGGAAGAUUAGAUUUUGAAUGCCUUGACUGAACCUGGAUUACUGCAGAAUAUAGUGGAAGUUGAUUAUACCUAAUGUUCAAUGUAACCAAGAAAAACAUGUUGCAAAGAAUUUCAGCUAAACGUAUUCACAACACGAAAAUUCAGCAUACAAAACUUGAUUUAAAAAUCAGCCUGUAACUUUAUAUGAUUCUGCACUUUUAUGAUUUUAUCACAAUUUAGUCAGUACUUUCUUAAACAUUUAAUGAGCUCGUCAAAUUUUACCUUUACAGUUAAUGUUACUCCGCUCAAAUACAGAUUCUACCGUUGUAAUAGAAGUAUUUAAUUUCCAUUGGUUUUGUAAUUGGCCUUUGCAUUUUAUUUUUAGUUUGAUUCAUUUUGUCACUUUCACUGUUUCAUUGUAAUGGAUGGAUUUGCAAGUUUUAGCCACAAAUGCACUGCAAGACUUCACUUUCAUAGUUUGUGAAUGUGGUAUGAUGUAAACUAUUAUUCUUGAAUGGUCUAUUAUUUUUGUGGUCUGUGAUCAUUGCUGCAUUUUGUAUUCCAAUAAUUAAAAGCUACAUUAUGUAAAAGUGAUUAAUUCUGCUAUUUAUGAAUGUCUGUUACAUAAUGUUAAUAAAGAAAUUUCUGUGUGA
Mobula hypostoma (lesser devil ray) is the source of this 2128-nucleotide messenger RNA. It is a transcript of the gene atp6ap2, whose product is annotated as ATPase H+ transporting accessory protein 2. Lineage: Eukaryota; Metazoa; Chordata; Chondrichthyes; Myliobatiformes; Myliobatidae. Gene Ontology annotation, biological process: positive regulation of Wnt signaling pathway. Gene Ontology annotation, molecular function: signaling receptor activity. The record is from RefSeq and is a predicted model, not a curated record. Bases 132 to 1220 code for a protein of 362 amino acids. Gene Ontology annotation, cellular component: external side of plasma membrane; membrane. The transcript is spliced from 9 exons.